Messenger RNA from Helianthus annuus (common sunflower), 1749 nucleotides. RefSeq names its product (Z)-3-hexen-1-ol acetyltransferase. The record is from RefSeq and is a predicted model, not a curated record. Gene Ontology annotation, molecular function: acyltransferase activity, transferring groups other than amino-acyl groups. NCBI's taxonomy places the organism in Eukaryota, Viridiplantae, Streptophyta, Magnoliopsida, Asterales, Asteraceae. The transcript has 3 exons. Bases 44 to 1441 code for a protein of 465 amino acids.
UUUCUCUUUAUACAUAAUUACAUAAAACAUAUAUAUCUUCCUAAUGGGCAUUAAAGUGAAGGUGAUAAAAACUGAAGUAGUGGCACCAAGACAACCAUGGUCCGAGCACUGGUUACCCCUUACAAACCUAGACUUGGUGGUGCCACCCAUUGAUAUGGGUUGUUUCUUCUGUUACAAGAAACCCCAUGACCAAAUGGACAUGGUUGAUGCACUCAAGACUUCUUUAUCUCACGUACUCGUCUUCUUCUACCCAAUUGCCGGAGAGAUUGUGCCCACCGCCACCAGUGAGCUCGAGAUUCAUUGUAACUACAGAGGUGUCGACUUUACUGAAGCUGCUGCGGAUGUCGAGCUCUGGGAACUUGACUUCUACAAUCAUGAUGAGAAUAUUGGAGUGAAACUAAUGCCCCAAGAGCACCAUGGGGUGCUUGCCAUUCAGGUAACAAUGCUGAAGUGUGGUGGAAUGGUGGUAGCAUGCUUGUUUGAUCAUCGAGUAAUUGACGGCUAUUCGAUGAACAUGUUCACCACUUCAUGGGCCAAUAUGACUCGAUCACAACCACCAUCUCUCAUACCUUAUUUUGAUCGUUCGGACCUUAAACCUCGACACUCAAAGCACUACACGCCUUAUGUAGCCAACAUGUUUUUUCCCCUAUCUAAACUCCCAUUGCCUGUAAGCGAUUCGGACAAUGAAUUGGACCUCAAUCAACACUCGCGAAUAAGUAGAAUCUAUUAUAUCAAGGGUGAACAAAUAAACGGACUCCGGUUGUUGGCUAGUGAAAAUGGGAUUAUAAGGUCUAAGGUAGAGUCGUUUGCUUCGUUUUUAUGGAAGAUUACGGGUUCGUUCUUGGAGGAUUCGGGCCACCCGGGUUAUAUGUGCAACAUUGCUGUUCCUGUUGAUGGUAGGAGAUGGUUAAGUGAAGGAGAAGGAGUCGAGAAAGAAAACCAGAUGGCUGCACGUUGUGGUAAUGUUUUUUCUAUACCGUUCCGAGGGAUCCGAGCACAGGAUUUGGUGGACAUGCCAUUGUCUUCUGUUGCAAGCCAUGUUCACGAGUUGUCCGAAAGUGCGGCCACCAAGGAACAUUUCAAACAGUUGAUAGAUUGGGUUGAGGACCAGAAGCCAAACACACUAAUAUCACGACCGUUUGUGGUGAAAGAGAAAGCAUUCUCCAUCAUGAUGUCGUCGGGACUAAGGUUUUCGCUAUUGGGAAAGAUGGAUUUUGGAUGGGGUAAACCGGUGUUCACAUCAUGUCAUGUUCCGACCACUAGGAUGGACUGUCAUGUGAUGCCGUUGGCUAGUCCGGUUAACGGGGAUGAUUGGAUUGUCUACAUGCAUUUGCCGAAGAAACAGUUGGACUAUAUGGAGGCACGUGCGGGAAAUGUGUUUAAACCCUUGAUCGCUGGUUACUUGCAACAAGCUUUAAACCCUAAGAUUUCUCGGAUAUAAAUUUUCCAUAAGUCACACUAGUAUGAACCUUGAAAAUAAACUAGUAUUAAGACUGUUGGAUGUUGUGGUAAAGUCAAAUUGACCAAGUUAAAAUAAAAUAACUCAAACGGGUAUAUGUACAUUGAAGAGUGAAAGAUGGAGAUCCAGUUUAGUAGGAACUAGUGUUUGGCCAUUCAAAAAAAAAAGAAAAAAGAAAAAAAAAAGUAGGAACUAGUGUUAAUUAUCUUAUCUAUUUAAAGUAGAGGGUAGCAUAGCUUUUCAAUGUAUGAGUCGAAAAUUACCUUUCAAUUGUGUUACUAUUUUCAAAG